Messenger RNA from Trichogramma pretiosum, 4958 nucleotides. It is a transcript of the gene mus101, whose product is annotated as DNA topoisomerase 2-binding protein 1. Gene Ontology annotation, biological process: mitotic G2 DNA damage checkpoint signaling; DNA replication initiation; mitotic DNA replication checkpoint signaling. The transcript is spliced from 22 exons. The record is from RefSeq and is a predicted model, not a curated record. The coding region runs from base 311 to 4270 and encodes 1319 amino acids. Lineage: Eukaryota; Metazoa; Arthropoda; Insecta; Hymenoptera; Trichogrammatidae.
AAGAGAGUUCGAAAACAUUAGCAGUAAAGUUUUGUACCAUAAAACAAACCUGAUCCUUGAAUGUUUACCUAUUUGGCUCGUUUAAUAGAAUUUGACAUAACGAUGUUGCUGUCAAUCCAACUGUUAAUUUAAUGUAAAAUCGUGAAUCAAAAUAAAUAAAACCGUUGACUAUUUAUCGUAAAUAUAGGUUAAGGCCGAGUAUUCAACUGGACACGAAUGCAGUCAAAACCAACGUUCUAUUUAAUGUUGAAAUAAUUUAAAAAUCAAGAGAAAUCGUUAAAGUAUAUAUAUUAUUGUGAAUCUCAUCAUCAUGGAAGGUGAAACGACGACAAACCAAACGACUUUUGACGUGAACGUUUAUUUCGUCGUGCCUGACACAUGCCAAAAUGAGAAGGAAUGCGAUGAAAAGAUGUGGGAAGCAUUCAGGAAAUGCUCAGAUUGGGAUAUAAUUCCGGAGUGGAUAGAGGAAAAAAAAUGCUUGAAAAUGAGACCAGACAAAAAAGAUGUUUAUGUAUUUGAAAAAUUUGAUGGUGAAGUUUUUGAAAAAUUACAAACUACCAAGUGCACAAUUGUUGGAGCUCAUUGUUUGUUAUCAUGUUUUUUAUCUGGAGAACCAAUACCUGAAACUAGUUCUGUCAUAUUCAAUACAGCGAUGAAAGGGAUGGUUGUCAGCGCUUCUGGUUUCUCUGCAAACAUCAAGAAUGAAAUUCAAAAAAAAGUACAAUACAUGAGUGGAAUUUUCACAAAGCAACUGCGUGGUAGCGUAACCCAUUUAGUUACAGACAAUGUUUUUUCUGCAAAAUACGAAAGAGCUGCUGAAUUAAAAAUCAAAGUUGUUACACAAGAUUGGGUAGAAUCUGUGUGGGAUACAAAUUUAACUUCAAUGAGACCUGCAUCGGAUGCUGUGUUUGAUAAAUAUAAAUGUCCUGUAUUUUUAAAUCUUGUUGUUACAUCUACAAAUCUUAACAAACGUGAUAAAGAAGAUGUCAAAAGACUAAUAAUCACUAAUGGUGGCGAAUUUAUGGGUAUAUUAGAUGGAACAAAAGUUAAAAUAGUCAUUACAGUAGAAACCAGUGGUUUAAGUGACAAAUUAAAGUAUGCUAUGCAAAAUGGUAUUCCAUGUCUUGAGAUUAAAUGGGUUUAUGACAGUUUAGAUGCAGGAUACGCUCUACCUUUCUCAAAUUAUUUGAUUAAAUCUACUCAAGCAUGCUCAACUCCUGAAAAAAAAGGAGCUCAAGAACCAUUUGAUUUUUCUACUAUUAGUGUAAUAGGUGGUAAUAACCAAAAUGUUGUUGAUGAAACUAUUGCAUCUAGAACCAUAAUAAGCCAUGAUGACCGUACAAUGAAUUUAUCAAAUUUUUCUUCGGAAUCAAGUUCUUUGCCUCAAGCUAGUUAUAUUACCACAAUAGACAGAUUAAAUGUGACACUUGCAAAAAAGGCUGGACCUUUUCUUGAUGGUUGCAAUAUAUAUCUAGCUGGAUUUUCAUCAAGUUAUAAAGAUAAACUAAACAAAAUUUUGAAUGGAGGCAGUGCUACAAGACUAGAUGAAAUAUCGGAAGCCUUAACUCAUGUAAUCGUUGGUGAUCCCAUAAAAGCCAAUCAAGAUUUACGUGUUAUUAAAUCAAAAAAUUUAUACCCUUAUAUACUACAAGUUGAAUGGCUAGAAGAGUGUAUGAAAUUAAAGCAGCCAGCACCAGAAGACAAAUAUCUUUUUGAUAUGAAAGAUAAAAAAAAACUUGGUGUUUCUGAACCUCCACCGUCUCCUUUAAGUAAAAAAAAUCUUCAGUUAUUACAGAAGCCAAAAAUUCCCGCUGCACCAUUAUUCAAUGACGAUGACAACAAUGUUAAACCAGAGCACGAUGAACACGCUGAAAUUGUACAACAAUAUCUACAGAAAACCAAAACAGAUCAUGAUGAGUCUCUUCGUGAAAUUUUGAAAUUGCCUAAAUCGGAAAAAGCUUCAUCUUCUGGUUACAAUACGUCUAGUAAUCUAUCUGUGGCAGAAAGAUGGACAGAGUCCAUGAGAAGGGAUAACACUUCAAGUAACAAUGAUCAUCGCGACGAUAGCGCAAUACCUGUCAGUCAAGAUACUGCAAAUGGGGAAAUGAUUUUUCAAGGGUUGGUUUUUGUUAUAUUUGGGUAUGAGGGAGUAGAGCUUGCGACAAUCACAUCUACAAUCAAAGAAUUGGGUGGUAAAGUAGUGAAGAAACAUUACUCUGGUAUACCUGAUUACGGAGUUGUACCAAAAUUUGGGGCAGAGCUGAUGUACACUGUUAAUGAAAUCGUUACGGAACUUUUCAUCGAAGAUUGUAUUGACAACGAAAAAGUAGUGAACGUUGAAUACUUCCACAGGCCAAUUACAAUCAAACUCGAUGAAAAACCAUUAUCUAAUUGCGUGAUAGGAAUGAGUACUUACACUGGGACUGAAAGAUCAUACUUAUCUCGUUUAGCAGAAGCAUUAGGUGCUCAAUAUCAGGAUACUUUUGCGCGCAGAACUAAUCUGCAAAAAAAUACUUACAGUAGUACACAUCUUAUCUGCCCAAAACCCUCAGGAGAAAAAUAUAUUGCUGCAGUCAAAUGGAGGUUGCCUGCAGUAACUGCAGAUUGGCUUUUAGAAUGUGCUGCUGAAAUGAAAUUAGUCGACGAAACGCCUCAUUUGGUCGGAGAAACUAUGGCUCCGGAGCGGCCGACAACAAGUGUGGAAGCUGAUAAUCAGCAACCAAAUGUUUCGGAGGAAGCUGAUAACCAGCAACCAAAUGUUUCGGAGGAACCUGAUAACCAGCAACCAAAUGUUUCGGAGGAACCUGAGCUUAUUACAAAGAGACAAUCAUUUAUGAACAAGGAACAAUUUAUGAAUGGAUCAGGUGAAACUCCAAUAAUAAAUAAACGACUGAACAACCUCAUUAGUGAUAAAACGCCUCAAUCACCAUUCCAUAUAUCUACACCCGAAACUCCUUACGGACAAAUAUUUAAAGAUAAUCCAUCCCCAAGAACUCGCAAAGGUUGGGUCAAAUGGAUUAAUCAUUUUCCAGAUGUUCCGGUAGAAGAACCACCUCAAAAAAGACGUCGGAGCACAGUUAGCCCUUUGUCUGAAGUUAAACGCAAAGCUUGGGAUUUUGUAACUGGUAGACUAGACGAUGAAAAGGUAACGGAAGAUGAAACUGAAGAAAAAACAAUAAAACAGACCGAAGAUGAUACAAUUAAAGAGCAUGCAACAACACAAAUGUCAACAAAUCGACGACUAUCAUUUUCUGAUGAUGGAAGUCCAACGAGUACUCCAAAACACUCUGUCAUUAAUUUCCAACUCGCACAACUUGACAAUUUGUUAUCAAGAGCUUCUAAUACACCGGAGGCCAGACAAUCUUUGCUAGGGACGGAAAGCGCAGAAAACCUUACAGCAAAAACACCAGUACCAGGCAAAGAAUUUAAACCAGUUCCAGGCACAGUGAAGGAAUCUCAACCAGAAAGUGUUGGCUGGGAAAACCCACUCAAAUUAGCUGAAAAUGAAAAUUCUGCAAUACCUGAAGAAAAUUCUAUGAAUGUGACCAAAGAAGAAAAUACAUCUCUUAUGGAAAAAUCUGUACUACGAUACAGAAAAUUUAUGUUUUCCGGUAUUAAGGAGAAAUCUCCUGCUGAGAAAUUAAUACUCUCUCUUGGGGGAGAAGUUUCGACUGAAUCGUCUUACGAUCCCACUGCUACACACUUAUUAUGCUUUAAACCUGCUAGAAAUGAAAAAGUACUCAGUAGUAUAGCCGCUGGCAAGUGGGUCCUUCAUUACUUUUAUAUUGAAGCAUGUGCAAAUGUGAACGGUUUUGUAGACGAGGAAGAAUUUGAAAUGGGAAACCCAAAAAGUCAAGGAAAUAUCCCGGAGCCAUCAAAUGAAAGCGAAAAAAUGAUAAUGAGUGCAGCGUAUAGAUGGAGAUUAAAACUACUGAAACAGCCCGGUGGAGCUUUUUGCAACAUGGUUGCUCUUCUCAUUACUCAAAAAGAAAAACGAGAACAAUUUGAAAGAUUAAUUCUCGCAGGUGGUGGUAUUGUCGUUGAAGCUAAGGCUCCAUAUGAUAGUCCAAAUGGGCGAAAAAUUACCCAUUGUUUCAUUCAAAUGAAACAAAUUGAACAGCAAGUAGAUUGGGCAAUGAUGGCUAGCAAAGGCAUCUUGUGCUUUCCUCCACAACAUCUCAAUGAUCAAUUGAUGUCCGAAUAUCCAUUAAAUCCGCGAGACUGUGUUUUGCCAGAGUUCCAAAAAUAUUUAGCUCUUAUACCUAAAUAGAUGUAACCGUUUGAGAUUAUUUUGAAACCAAUUAUUACAGUGAAAUAUCCAAGACUUCAUAGUUAAUAUGUAAUAUAUUUUUAUUAUUAUUCAUUGUUUAAUAUUAACGCUUCUGAUGGUAAUUUAAAGCAUAAACGUCUGUUGAUAAUAAGUGAAUGUUAUUUUAUUGUGAAUCUAUAAUUCGGAAAUAUCUGCCGAAUAAUGUCAUUAAUUAACUAAAGAUGAUGUGAACAACUGUUUAUUCUAUUGAUUAUUAUUAUACAAGAAACUGCUGUGAAUUAAAUUUUAUGGCACGCCGCACAUUAGGCUCUGAGUUGAACGUUGGCUCCAAGAGCCUUGACGACUAUUUCAUAACACUGUAAAAAUUCCCAAAUAUAACUUUCCUUUUUGUAUGCGAGUGGUUCGUGAUAGCGGUACAUUAAUGUGCUUCUUAUAUCAUAAAAACGCGUGCCAAAAGUCUGACUUUACAACACUGCUUUUAUGCAGUGCUGUAGAAGUAAUUUAAAUUAUAUAAUUAUGUAUUGUAACCUAUAUAAUAUAAUAAUACGGCUAUUUUAAAUGAAACUUAAAAUUCAGGUUUAAUAUGAAAUCCAGGAUCAUUUGCGUGAUAAUCUAUGUAUUUGAAGUAUUUCCAAUUGUAAGAAAUACGGCAAUGAAUGACGAAAUAUACCUAAUUUGAUCUUUUUGA